Molecule: messenger RNA, 760 nt
Organism: Ceratitis capitata (Mediterranean fruit fly)
Lineage: Eukaryota; Metazoa; Arthropoda; Insecta; Diptera; Tephritidae
Product: C-type lectin 37Db-like
Exons: 3
Coding region: 58-657 (199 amino acids)
Molecular function (GO): signaling receptor activity
Source: RefSeq, a predicted model, not a curated record
CGCAGUCACAAGCAAAGAUCAGGUCCAGCGUUGAUUUCAAGAAAGCAAUCAAUAACUAUGGCAAAGAGGGGGAUAACGAAACAUAUUUUGCUCUUAUUUAUUUGCAUUUUUUCAAGUUCUUCAACCACAUCCGUUAAUGAAUGCAACACCGAUAAGGAUCCUUUCAUAAAACUUGGUAAUAAAUAUUAUUUAAUUAAUGCAGCAGUUCAGCUAAGCUGGCAUCAAGCCUUUCUCUUUUGCCGCACCUAUGACAGUGAUUUGGCCACAAUCGAGUCGGAGGUGGAAAUGAAUGCUUUGUCGUCCUAUUUAAUUACAAAUGGUCAUUCAACCAAACAUUUUUGGAUUGGUGCGAAUGAUUACGCUGAUGAGGGUAAAUUUAUGUCUUAUAAAAGUGGUCGUCCUAUGGUCUAUACUAAAUGGUCCGGUGGACAACCGGAUAAUGCGGGUAAUAUAGAAGAUUGUGUACAUCUAUGGCAUAUCAACAACAACAAUAUGUUCGAAAUGAAUGAUUGGUCUUGCGCCGAUGGUAAGAACAUUAUUUGUGAGUUGCCGAAACCACAGAAAUGUUGUCGUGUGGAGAGAAUUUCAAAUUGCGGCUUAAAAAAACUAGCGGAGAUAUUUGCACAGUCGGCAAAUGUUUUGGAUUGUAUAGAGUAAUGGAAGAAUGCAGGGAACGAAAUAGUGCACUUUCCUAAUAAUAUUUGCAGUUUGAUCAUAUAUACAUCUUAAAGUAAGAUCAUCAUGCAAAACAUAAAAGUAA